GUAGACACGAGGUAAAAGCACGUGUUGUCAUACAAGUGAUCUUAUUGUUAAUUAUAAAUAAAUAUAUAAAUAAUUAAGUAAAUAAUGACUAAAAUACGUAAAGUAAAGCGUAGACAAAGAUACAAAGUUGAUGUAAACCGUAAAAGAUUGCGAAAUAAAUUACGUAAAAAACCAAGUAUUCAAUGCGAGCAGAUAAAAAAUGCAUGGGAAGAUACAAAAUCAACGCGUCGUAAUUUAUCACAAAUGGGUUUAGCCUACGACGCAAAUAAAGUAUUAAAACUACCCAGUAAUAAAAAAACUAUUCUUCAGAGUGUUAAAAAAUUAUCAACAAAUUCAAGUGAAGAUGAGGAAGAAGAAGCAGAAGUAGAAAAAGUAGGAAAUAAAAAAAUUCCUAAAAAAAUCCACGUUGCAUUGGAAUUAGAAGCUGAAGCACGAGCACCGCGUGUACGUUUAUUUCGUUUGCCGCAAAAUCAAGUUAAUUUUCUUACUUAUUUAAUGGACAAGUAUGCAGACGACUACGAAGCAAUGGCGCGUGACAAAAAAAAUUAUUAUCAAUUAACUUGGAAGCAGAUAAGAGGAAAAAUAAACGUUUUUAAAGGAAUUCCUGAACAGUAUGCUGAGUAUUUGGUUAAAAAGGGUGAAAUUGUUCUCGAUGAUCCAGAACCCUUAGAAAUCACCAAGAAAAAAAUAGCUGAGGAUAAUUUUAAAAAAUUUAAUACGCCUCAGCCUGGAAGUAAGAGACAGUUGAAGAAAGAGAGGAAGCAGAUGAAGGAAAAAGUCGGUUGGAUUGAAGAGAAUGUUGAUAAUGAUCAUGAUAGUAAUGAUGAAUUUAAUUAUGCUGGUGCUGAUAAAUUGGAAGAUGUUGAGGGUAAAACAGAGGGUGGUAAAAAAAUUAAACUAUUUUCUGAUGAUGAGGAUGAAGAUGAGGAAGAGGAAGAGGCGAAGCCGAAGAAGAUGAGGAAAGAAAAGAAAAUUAUUGAAGAGGUUCUGAGUGAUGACAGUACGGAUGCUGAUUUGGAGGAUGAUGAUGAUGAUGAUGGUGGGGAAUUUAAGAACUUGAGUGAUUUGAGUGACGAAGAGAUAUCGGAAGAUGAUCUAGAAUUUUCUAGCGAUUCUGAUGAAUGAAUAUUUAAAUUCGUAAUAAAUUUGUAAUUAUAAAUUUAAUAAAUAUUUUUUUUUAAUAUGAA
Molecule: messenger RNA, 1187 nt
Organism: Microplitis demolitor
Lineage: Eukaryota; Metazoa; Arthropoda; Insecta; Hymenoptera; Braconidae
Product: glutamic acid-rich protein
Exons: 2
Coding region: 85-1125 (346 amino acids)
Biological process (GO): ribosomal large subunit biogenesis
Cellular component (GO): nucleolus
Source: RefSeq, a predicted model, not a curated record